Molecule: messenger RNA, 2793 nt
Organism: Cyclopterus lumpus (lumpfish)
Lineage: Eukaryota; Metazoa; Chordata; Actinopteri; Perciformes; Cyclopteridae
Gene: fzd8a
Product: frizzled class receptor 8a
Exons: 1
Coding region: 431-2176 (581 amino acids)
Biological process (GO): canonical Wnt signaling pathway; non-canonical Wnt signaling pathway
Cellular component (GO): plasma membrane
Molecular function (GO): Wnt-protein binding; Wnt receptor activity
Source: RefSeq, a predicted model, not a curated record
ACCAGGUCUAAGGUGGGACAAGCCGACUGGAUGUAGUCGCUGUGUUUUGGAGAAAGAAACAAGGCCCACAUUUUCAUGUUGACAGCGAUCGGACAGCAGCAGCACGUGGGUUGUUUUGUGUUGUUGUUUUUUUUAUUAACGGACUGUCUAAGGAUACUGAAAGCAGUUUCCAGAAGAAGGUGGAUUCUCCUCUCAGCCAUCUUGACUGCUCGCCGCCCUGAAGGCUGUUUUCUCUCCUCCUCCUCCUCCUCCUCCUCCUCAGCUGAAAGUAAACACGGCUUGCACAUUGCUUGCAACUCCGUGCAAGAUCCCGAGAGAAGCGAGAUGGGCUCGCUGCGCAACAUCUAACCGGAGCGGAGGCGAAAGCAGACGGCGGAGAGGAUUUAUCGGCACCAGAGCAGAAGAGGGGAGGACACGACGCGCUGGAGGGAUGGACCUGAUUGGGAUUUACCUGCUCCUCUCGCUCGCUCUCCUGCCCCGAUCCAGCUGCACCACGGCCAAGGAGAUCACCUGCCAGGAGAUAGCCGUGCCCCUGUGCAAGGGGAUCGGCUACAACUACACCUACAUGCCCAACCAGUUCAACCACGACACGCAGGACGAGGCUGGACUGGAGGUGCACCAGUUCUGGCCUCUGGUUGAGAUCCAGUGUUCGCCGGACCUGAAGUUCUUCCUGUGCAGCAUGUACACACCGAUCUGCCUAGAGGACUAUAAAAAACCUCUGCCGCCGUGCCGGAGCGUGUGUGAGAGAGCCCGAGCCGGCUGCGCGCCCCUCAUGAGGCAGUACGGCUUCCCCUGGCCGGACAGGAUGAAGUGCGACCUGCUGCCGGUUCAAGGCAAUCCCGACAUGCUGUGCAUGGACUACAACAGAACCGACUCCACCACGGUGUCCCCGGUCCUCUCCAAACCCACCAACCACCCCGCCAAGGGUUACAAUCCCUCUAAAAACAAGCCGAGCCGAACCGGCACGCCUGGGAAAUACAAGCCGCCCGCCGCCCCGUGCGAGUCGGGGUGCAAGUGUUUGGAGCCCAUGGUGUCGGUGAACACGAACCGUCACCCGCUCUACAACCGCGUCAAAACGGGACAGAUCACCAACUGCGCCAUGCCGUGCCACAACCCGUACUUUACGCACGACGAGAGAGCGUUCACCGCCUUUUGGAUAGGACUGUGGUCCGUGUUGUGCUUCGUGUCGACUUUCGCCACCGUCGCCACUUUCCUCAUCGACAUGGAGCGGUUCAAGUAUCCGGAGCGACCCAUCAUCUUCCUCUCGGCCUGUUACAUGUUCGUGUCGGUCGGCUACAUCGUCCGACUCAUCGCCGGGCACGAGAAAGUGGCGUGCAACCGGGAGUUCGACCUGGAGCACAUCCACUACGAGACCACCGGCCCCGCGCUCUGCACCGUGGUCUUCCUCCUCAUAUACUUUUUCGGCAUGGCCAGCUCCAUCUGGUGGGUCAUCCUGUCUCUGACCUGGUUCCUCGCGGCCGGGAUGAAGUGGGGCAACGAGGCGAUCGCCAGCUACUCCCAGUACUUCCACCUGGCCGCCUGGCUCAUCCCCAGCAUGAAGUCCAUCGCGGUGCUGGCGCUGAGCUCCGUGGACGGGGACUCCGUGGCCGGCAUCUGCUACGUGGGGAACCAGAACCUGGACAACCUGCGGGGCUUCGUGCUGGCCCCUCUGGUGAUUUAUUUGUUCAUAGGCACCAUGUUCCUCCUGGCCGGGUUCGUGUCCCUGUUCAGGAUCCGCAGCGUCAUCAAGCAAGGGGGCACCAAGACGGACAAGCUGGAGAAGCUGAUGAUCCGGAUAGGGAUCUUCACGGUGCUCUACACGGUGCCGGCCACCAUCAUCGUCGCCUGCUACUUUUACGAGCAGCACAACCGGCAGAGCUGGGAGAUUACGCACAACUGCUCCAACUGCCUGCUGGAGCGGGACCGCAGCAGCCCGGACUACGCCGUUUUUAUGCUGAAGUACUUCAUGUGCCUUCUGGUGGGCAUCACGUCCGGGGUGUGGAUCUGGUCCGGGAAAACUUUGGACUCGUGGAGAACUUUUUGUACCCGCUGCUGCUGGGGCAGCAAAGGCACCAGCGGCUCCAUGUACAGCGACGUGAGCACCGGACUGACGUGGAGGUCGGGCACGGCCAGCUCCGUGUCCUGCCCCAAGCAGAUGCCAUUGUCCCAGGUUUGAAUAAGGGGGGGGGGGGGGCAGCUUAUGAGGACUGCUAAUUGUUUGGGAGAUAACCCAUCACUCCCUGUCUUAAGCAAUUUGCAUGGUAAUGAACUGCUGCUGAGGUGACCCCCCCCCCCCCCCUCUCUCUCUCUCACUCCCCCAAACAUCCACACACCUCUGUGGGGACAGCUGGCUCAGACAGUGUACCUGGCAUUCACACAGGUGGGAUUCCUCCCUGUUAGUGUGGAUUAGAGGGACACACCUGUGGCGUAAGAGAGACAGGUUUGCUCCUCACUAGCUUCACACAAAGAGCAUAUGGGUCCUCAAUGUUGUUCUACACAGUGCCAGAUGACAUUGUGUCAGCCAAUCACGUCAAAGAUGGUUUAAAUUAAGCCUUAAUAGUGCCCAAGUGUUUGUUUUUUUGUUUUUUUUACGGGUCUGUUCAUUUUGUAAUUUUUCAAAAAUGUAUUUAUAUAAAAGUUCUGUGAGGUAAAAAAAAAAGCUGUACAUUUGUGUAUAAAAGAAAACUUUAUAAGCUAUUGUAAAUUUGUACAAAGUGUAGAUGUCUCUUUUUGUGAGAAAAGCAAAUAUGAGCUUUAUUUUGACAAUAAAACCUUUUUUUUGAUCAAUCUCAA